CUGUUGAACGACCUGCUGAUAUGGACCUCGAUGACAUCUGGGACGAGCCUCUCACACAAUCCCCUCCACAUUUUGUUCCAGCGGAGGAUGAGACCACCACCAAGCGCCAUUCGCCCGCCAAGCGACGUCGCACGAGCCUCUUCCUCUCCUCCGGCUCGGAAGGCGAGGACGACGCGCCGGCGAACCAGCCGACAUAUCGCGCACGCACGCCGAAGAAGACCGUGCCAGACAUUGACGCGCUGUUUGAUGGCAUAGACGACGAUGCGGGUGACAAGGACGAUGACGAGCUUGCGCCUGCGCUCGACAUUGACAAACUCCGUAGGCAGGCGGAGGCGAGACAUGCUCGGGCCCCCUCUCUGACUCCACAUGAGAUUAUGCCAAGCAGUUCGCCAACGCGAGAGCUGGAGAACGGAGCUGGAGGGAAGAAAAAGCAGGGGGACGGGCUGGAGGGGAAUAAGAAGCGGAAGAUUGCCAAGUUGGACGAGGCGCGGUUGUUAGGCUCGGACGGCUUUCCUGCGCUCAUAAACCAGGCAAAGGGCUUCAAGCCAAGAGGGAAGGGCCACGAGGUCUCCGACCUCAAUAGGCUGUUGCAGAUGUACCAGUUCUGGACACAUAAGAUGUAUCCUAAAGCGACGUUCCACGAUUCGGUGCAACGUGUGGAGAAGCUAUGCCAUUCGAAACGCAUGCAUAGUGCACUUGGCGUGUGGAGAGACGAACACCACGGUCUGAUCAACGGCUGCAAACCAGAGGAUCUCAACUCUGAGGACGAGAGCGACAGUGACAAAGAGGAUCAUGGCAAGGACGCGCAGGCACGGCAACGCGCGCCGUCCAGCGGCGCUGAGCCCGAACCUGAGCGACAAGGCCACCGUUCAUCGAGCCCAAUUCCUCGCCCUCCUUCGUCAGCAUCCGAGUUCACCUCAGGCGCACCGGACGAUGACUUUGACAUUGACGCCAUUCUGCGUGAGGAGGAGGAAGCACAGAAGGCGUCUGCCGCGUCGAACACUUCUGCCAGCGGCGGAGCUGGGGCUAGUGGUUCUACGCAAACGGCUCCCCAGUCUCAACCGUCAGCUCCUGCGGAUGACGACGAAGAUCAGACAAUGUGGGACGAGCUGCAUGCCUUCGAAGACGAAUCGACACCCGCUAUAAAACCAUCAAACCCAGCGCCACUCCCCGUCCCCAGCGCAGGUGGGAAUAUGGGUAUGGACGAAGACGAGGAGAUGUGGGAUGUCGUCCGCGAGAUGGAGCAGGAGCACGCUGCCGCUUCGACACAGGCGAAGUCAAACCCUGUAUCUACCACCCCGGAUACCCAGACAGGUGCACCGAAAGGUGGGUUGCACCAGAGAACUGAUGUGCCACACUCAGAUCAGCAAGGGUCUCAGGCGACCAAUGAUGAGGGCUGGGACGAGAUGUAUCUAUAAAGCAGAUGCUUGUCUCAAUGCAAGAUGUCGUAGCGGGGAUGCUCCUACAUGAUGAGAUUCUGCGGCAGAAGGUUAAUCAACCCAGUAAAUGCGCAGAAAAUAAUAUAUAACCUGCUCAAUGUUGAGAGUUUGGAGUAUACUGUAAAUUACAUAGUGCAAAGCCGAUGUCAGCAGAGAUGUUCGAUGAAGAUGG
Messenger RNA from Phanerochaete carnosa HHB-10118-sp, 1611 nucleotides. RefSeq lists its product as uncharacterized. Gene Ontology annotation, cellular component: replication fork protection complex; nucleus. Gene Ontology annotation, molecular function: DNA binding. The coding region runs from base 21 to 1418 and encodes 465 amino acids. Lineage: Eukaryota; Fungi; Basidiomycota; Agaricomycetes; Polyporales; Phanerochaetaceae. Gene Ontology annotation, biological process: DNA replication checkpoint signaling; DNA damage response; replication fork processing. The transcript is spliced from 3 exons. The record is from RefSeq and is a predicted model, not a curated record.